Molecule: messenger RNA, 561 nt
Organism: Zygotorulaspora mrakii
Lineage: Eukaryota; Fungi; Ascomycota; Saccharomycetes; Saccharomycetales; Saccharomycetaceae
Gene: RTT105
Product: Rtt105p
Exons: 1
Coding region: 1-561 (186 amino acids)
Source: RefSeq, a predicted model, not a curated record
AUGAUGGAAAGCUCCUUCAAAGGUGCACCUAGCAGCCAUUGGAAUGUGAGCUCUGACCCUCCUGACGAGACAUAUGCUGAAACGGUUGAUGGUGAUGGUGCUGUAGGCCAUGGUAUGGAAACGCCGACAAAAGAUGAUUCAAGUGACCGACGAGAGGAUGAGUCUGUAUCUGGAGAAAUAAUAUCGCACAGGAAGGGUUAUUACAGAGACAUGUUCCCAUCGUAUUCUUCAUCGCCAACACAUUCAAAUCGCAGAAUGCAAAACGAAAAGGACAAGAAAUUGCGACAAGCAAAAGCCUCCAAACGUGACAAAAAUGCUCUCAAGAUUAGAGGAGGCCUCGAGAAUAUGGAGAAUUUUGUCAUGAAGAGCGAGCUGCUUGAGGUUCAGAGGAUACAGCAACUUCAAGCGCUCGAACAUGAAAUACCAGACGAACUCAUUGAAAAGCUCGAACAAGAGCGGAAUGAAGACCUCGAGGAUGAUGAGCUAAUUGAGCUCAUCAAUCGCAGAGACUGCUGGGAGAAGGAAUUGAAUCAAAUCCUUUCAGAACUGAUAAUUGAUUAG